This is a messenger RNA of Anolis sagrei ordinatus, 2073 nucleotides long. It is a transcript of the gene ATIC, whose product is annotated as 5-aminoimidazole-4-carboxamide ribonucleotide formyltransferase/IMP cyclohydrolase. The record is from RefSeq and is a predicted model, not a curated record. Gene Ontology annotation, biological process: 'de novo' IMP biosynthetic process. Gene Ontology annotation, molecular function: IMP cyclohydrolase activity; phosphoribosylaminoimidazolecarboxamide formyltransferase activity. Gene Ontology annotation, cellular component: cytosol. NCBI's taxonomy places the organism in Eukaryota, Metazoa, Chordata, Lepidosauria, Squamata, Anolidae.
CCCACGCCCCCUUUUCCUUCCAUCCCUGUGGGGCUUGCUUUCUCUCUCUCUCUCUUUCUCUCUCUGUCCCGCUGGAUCACCUGGAAAUCGCUGCAAAGAUGGCUGCAGGGCAAGAGCUGGCUUUAUUCAGUGUCUCGGACAAGACUGGCCUGGUGGAGUUUGCACAAUGCCUCAGCUCUUUAGGCUUGGCCCCGGUUGCCUCUGGAGGAACAGCAAAAGCCCUUCGGGAAGCUGGUUUGAAAGUCAGAGAUGUUUCUGACCUCACUGGCUUUCCGGAAAUGUUAGGAGGGCGUGUGAAGACUCUUCAUCCUGCAGUACAUGCUGGUAUAUUGGCUCGUGACAUUCCACAAGAUAAAGGUGACAUGACUAAACAGGAUUUCAGCCUUGUUAGGGUUUUAGUGUGCAACCUCUACCCAUUUGUCAAGACUGUGGCAUCCCCAAAUGUCACUGUGGAAGAAGCGGUUGAACAGAUUGACAUAGGAGGUGUAGCCUUGCUGAGGGCUGCAGCGAAAAACCAUGCUCGUGUGACAGUUGUAUGUGAUCCUGAGGACUACACCACCAUUGCAAAAGAAAUGAAAGCCUCCAGUAAUAAAGACACUACUUUGGAAACUCGACGCCAGUUGGCUCUCAAGGCUUUUACUCACACUGCUCAAUACGAUACAGCCAUUUCCGAUUACUUCAGGAAACAGUACAGCAAAGGGGUGUCCCACCUUCCCUUGAGGUAUGGCAUGAAUCCACACCAGACUCCGGCUCAGCUCUACACUUUGAGGCCUAAACUUCCCCUCUCAGUGUUGAAUGGCUCCCCAGGGUUUAUAAACCUUUGUGAUGCUCUGAAUGCCUGGCAACUGGUCAGAGAGCUGAAGCAGGCGUUGGGCAUUCCCGCUGCAACCUCCUUCAAGCAUGUCAGUCCAGCCGGUGCAGCUGUUGGAGUUCCACUCACUGAAGAAGAAGCACAUGUCUGCAUGGUGCAUGACUUGCAGCCCACACUGACACCUCUGGCAGCUGCCUAUGCAAGGGCAAGAGGCGCUGAUAGAAUGUCAUCUUUUGGCGACUUCAUUGCUCUCUCAGAUAUCUGUGAUGUCCCCACAGCAAAGAUCAUUUCCAGAGAGGUAUCUGAUGGGGUUGUGGCUCCAGGAUAUGAUGAAGAAGCUCUCAAAAUCUUAUCCAAAAAGAAAAAUGGGAGCUACUGUGUUCUCCAGAUGGACCCAGCGUAUGAGCCAGACGAAGCUGAAAUCCGUACUCUCUUUGGAUUGCACCUAAUGCAGAAGAGGAAUGACGGCGUAAUUGACCAGUCACUGUUCAAGAACAUUGUGACAAAAGAUAAAAAGCUGCCUGAGCCAGCAAUCCGAGACCUGAUUGUUGCUAGCAUCGCUGUGAAAUAUACCCAGUCUAAUUCCGUUUGUUAUGCCAAGAAUGGACAGGUGGUCGGCAUUGGGGCAGGGCAGCAAUCCCGGAUACACUGCACCCGCCUGGCCGGAGACAAGGCAAACCACUGGUGGCUGAGACAUCACCCCCGUGUGCUCUCCAUGAAGUUCAAAGCUGGAGUCAAAAGGGCUGAGAUCUCCAAUGCUAUUGACCAAUAUGUCACUGGGACUAUUGGGGAGGGUGAAGAUCUUGUCAAGUGGAAGGCACUAUUUGAGGAAGUCCCAGCUCUGCUAACUGAGUCAGAAAAGAAGGCAUGGAUUGGGAAACUGAAUGGAGUCUCGCUCAGCUCUGAUGCUUUCUUUCCUUUUAGGGAUAAUGUGGAUAGAGCAAAACGGAGUGGAGUCCAGUUCAUUGUUGCCCCUUCUGGUUCAACUGCAGACCAAGUUGUGAUUGAUGCCUGUGAUGAGCUGGGGAUUAGUCUUAUUCAUACCAACCUCCGUCUGUUUCACCACUGAUGUCCCUGAGACCACUGCAGACAUUCCUCGUUGCUUUGUUCAUUUUUCUAGGGCAAUGAAAGUUUCCUUUCUUGCUUUUUGGGAAAUAAAUCCAUAUUUGGAUUACUGUUUCAAAUCCUUGCUUUGACAGUACUAAAACAAAAUCGUUAACCUCUAAAUGCAGUGUUUAAAAAUAAAUGCACAUAUACCAUCA